GAUUUUCUCUAUUUCCUGGGACACAGCAAGAAUUGAAAGUAUUGUCAGGCAAGCAAGAAGGCCAAGAAGAAGGUUGCAGACUUGAGAGGACCAUUUUCCUGAAGCGAACUAUUGCCCCAGAAGAGUGAAGAAUGCUGGACAGGGCUGUUCUCCUUCUCUUCCUCCAUUUCAUCAUGUGUUCCCUCUCGUCUCCUCUCUACCCAGCACUCAGAUAUAGUCCACUCCCUAUUUCUGGCAAGGCAGUGAGCUUUCAACUGCAAGAAAGUGGUCCUGUGCAAAGCCACAACCUCUCAGUAGAAGAGCAGGAGGAGGAGAACUUCCUCACUGACCCUGCUGAGAAAAGGAUGCAGCGCCAUGCAGAUGCAAUAUUUACUGAUAGUUACCGCAAAGUUCGGGGUAAGAUGUCAGCCCAGAAGUUAUUGCAAGGCAUCGUUGGGAAAAGACUUGGGGAAGGCAGCCUGGGGGAUGAGGAACAUGAAUUCAUGACCCGGAGGCAGUCGGACAGCAUCCUGAUGGGCAGCCGCUAUCACCAGCAGAUGGUACUGAGGAAUUUCUUGGGAGCCAUGUUGCAGAAUCAAAGGUCUCAAGAUAUCAAUGAUGACCACUUGGAGGAUUUUGUCAGUGUCCUAACCAAGCUAAUGGAACUGUAAAUAUGCUUUGUCCUGCUUCAUUCUGGUCAGCGCCACUCUCGGAGCACCCAACUUUUCAAGAGUUCUUCCUGCUUCUGAAGCAGUAUGAAUAAACAGAUAUCUUACUAUGUGCAUCAAUACUGUCCAGAAUGCCAUCAGGAAAACAAAGUGUGAGGGACUUCUGUUUCCUGUGCUUACUACAGUUCGACUGUUGAGUAUGUAGCCUAACUUCAGUUUGAAAAUAAAUGCCUCUGAUGUAUAGCAAUCAUAUAUAUAUAUCUCCAAACUCU
Messenger RNA from Zootoca vivipara (common lizard), 919 nucleotides. RefSeq names its product growth hormone releasing hormone (gene GHRH). Gene Ontology annotation, molecular function: growth hormone-releasing hormone receptor binding; neuropeptide hormone activity; growth hormone-releasing hormone activity. Gene Ontology annotation, cellular component: perikaryon; terminal bouton; extracellular region. Lineage: Eukaryota; Metazoa; Chordata; Lepidosauria; Squamata; Lacertidae. The record is from RefSeq and is a predicted model, not a curated record. Gene Ontology annotation, biological process: growth hormone secretion; adenylate cyclase-activating G protein-coupled receptor signaling pathway; regulation of protein localization.